Seminavis robusta is the source of this 2715-nucleotide messenger RNA. NCBI's taxonomy places the organism in Eukaryota, Bacillariophyta, Bacillariophyceae, Naviculales, Naviculaceae. The record is from the annotation of a GenBank genome assembly.
AUGACAACCACAGCCAAGCCCAUGAGACCAGAGCCUCUGGGCUUUACAUUGAAAGAACAUCUCAAUUGUACUGUAUCAGGAGCAAUCCAUUCUCUUGUAUCUGCUUCUAACGUCAUGGAGAAUAUCCGGGCUGCUGGACCAACACAACCAGCAGAAGAAGACGACCCUCUUUCCUAUGCCGAGUCACUGCUGAGAGAUCGAGAAGACAGACACCAGCGGGAUAGCCCUGAAGGUUUUGUCAACAACAACAGCCAUCCGCAAGAGAAUGCCAGGCACGGAGAAACGCAAGUCCUGAUGAAGCACAUGUUGCAACGCAUGCAACAGCAAGAAUUCGCCAUCCAGCAGCUCCAAGACACGGUAAACACGCAGAAUACCACUUUGCAAGAAAUCAUGUCGACCAUGAAGGCCGGGUUUGCAAGUAUCAUGAUGGCCAGCACACAGCAACGACAGCCUACUUCAGUAGCCGCAGAAGAAAGUGCUGGAACCCGACUUAGUUCCCCCGAGAGGGAUCACCCGUCUCUUGGAGCGACCACCCUGGAAAGCUCUACGUUAGCUAAUAAAGAUUGUUUCCAAGGUCACAGUCUGACGGAGCACUCUCAGUCUCGAAGAGCUCCACCACGACAGGCGUCUUGUGACCUGUCGAGCCUCGGCAUGGCGGGAUUCGAGGACCAACAAUUAUCGAGCGGCAAAAACAAGGAAACGGUGAACAAGGCUGCAGAUCAAGACAAAGUGGUCCAACCGUCCUAUGGAAAGAAGAGCAGCAGUGAACUUCUGGACGACGAUGACAGCGAAGUGGAUGAUGGUGAAGAAGAUGCUCUUCUUCAUCAUAAUAAUACAUGUAUUGAUGCAUCAGUGGAAUCUCACAACCAUGAUCACCACAGCCAUGAUGAUUCAUGUCUCAACUCUUCUGCGACUAGUGCUCAUGCGGAUGAUCCUGCUGAGCAUCAUCAGUUCGACUACACCAGUUUCCGAGAACGAUUUGCGACGGGAUCCUCGGAAAGGUGCAAGCGAAGGUCGUUUGUGGUUUCAAAGGACAAAAUGCCUUCUCCACCGACCUACGUUGCAAGUCCGUGUACCAAGUUUAGUGCCAACCGAAUGCCAACUCGAUUGUCAAGAGCAACGUCUGCUCCCUUGGCGAGUCUCAGAGGAGGAAGACGAACGUCAAAAGGCACAAGACAAUCCGAAAUGCCGCGCUUGCCACCGCGGCUACCACCUCGAAUGCCGACUCGUGACGACAGCGUCGAUUCGGGCACCAAUAAUAAUGAAGGCAGCAAGAAGACUCGAAAUGAUACAAACAACGACCUCGACGAGGAAUACACGUUGGAAAUGGAGGACGUCGUUCCGAAAACAGAGUCAGACGAAGACGGGAUCCUCGAGGGCCUGCCAGACAUCAAGAUGAAACGGGCUGUGAGUACCGCAACGACAAGCACGUCCACGACGCUGCCACGAAUUCCCACCCGAUAUGCAAGUAUCAGCGAUGGCCUUGAUGCCACUGCCAUUCUGAACGCACCAUCUUCUGACGAUGCGGACAAGACCGAGAAUGCUAUCCACAUCGCAUCAUCGUCACCGGAGCCAGAUGAAGUCCCCAACAGUGUGGCAUACAGUUCUUCUGGCUGCGAUCUCACCAGUAGUGAUGGUGACAUGUGCGACUCGGAGGACCAAGUGAAAAGUGGAGUACGAGCCAACUCCCCAACGCGGCCGCCCAACGAAAUGGUGCCCGUUGAUCGGCCAGAGGAAGCUUCGUCGUCUUCCAUUGUCUUUUUGCACCUGAACAAUUCCCGAUCCUCCUUCUUGAGCCAUUCGUCGGGCAAAUCUUGGAUGGUAAAAAACCAAGUAGUAUCUACCGGCACAAGUGCGGAUGCGGCUGGUGCUGGUGGACUGCGCAAUUCCUUCCGUUCGACAUCGCGAGGAUCCAAACGUGAUAUAUUUGCACAAAAGGGACUGCAGCAUUUGCAUGUGUCCUGUGUCACCUUGGACUCUGCGCUAGUGGAUGAAAGCCACGAGUGGAUUGGUGAUGAGGAUGACACAUCGACGUCAAAUGAAUCGACCACGCUUGGAGGACAUGACCCCCUCAAUGACGGCAAAGCAGGCGAUGGCAGCCACGCAGUGUCCGUAGUAGAUGUGAACUCUGAAAAGUUGGUUGACCAUGCUGGAGAUUCUGGUGUUUACAGCGGUAGCCUAUCCACAGAAGACAAUCUUCCUCACGGAAAAGGCCUGAUGCGCUACGACAAUGGGAAAUUCUACAACGGAGAAUGGGACCUUGGCUACUGGCAUGGAAAGGGGGUGCUUUUGAGUGCCACUGGUGAUAGCUACAAUGGCGAUUUUGUCCAUUCGACUCGCCAUGGCCGUGGGCUGUACGAAUAUGACAAUGGAGAUUCCUACGACGGUGACUUUAAUGCCGACAAACCCCAUGGCAAAGGCACGUUCCGAUUUGCCGAUGGUGGCGUCUACUAUGGAGGAUUCAUUUUUGGCAGUUUUGAAGGACAAGGAUGGUAUGAAUUUGACGGUGGCCGUUACGAAGGAGAGUGGCGAGCGGGUUGUUACGACGGACACGGAACGCUCCAAUACGCAGACAAGAGUUCCUACACUGGCCAGUUUCAGGCUGGCAAGGCAACUGGCAUGGGAGAGGAAGUCUCAGCAGACGGAGUUGUCCGGGUUGGGCUGUGGAAGCAAGGUGAAUUAGUACAAGAAAACGAGACGAGCACAGGCGCAUAG